Trametes versicolor FP-101664 SS1 is the source of this 1215-nucleotide messenger RNA. RefSeq lists its product as uncharacterized. The coding region runs from base 1 to 1215 and encodes 404 amino acids. The record is from RefSeq and is a predicted model, not a curated record. The transcript has 2 exons. NCBI's taxonomy places the organism in Eukaryota, Fungi, Basidiomycota, Agaricomycetes, Polyporales, Polyporaceae.
AUGUCCCGCCUCGCCGAACUGGAGCAGGCGCUGAACGAGGAGAAGGCGCGGCUGCUACGCCUGGAGGCGGAGGAGGCGGAGAGGGAGAGGACCCGUCAGGCGGAGGAGGUGGAGAGGGCCCGUCAGGCCCCGGAACCUUCGGGGUCUGGGAAGGGGGCGAAGCGGAAGGCUCCGGAGGAGGGUGAAAAGGUCGUCCGCGUGACUGCGACGACGGCCUGUGACCGGUGCGCGGAACGCGGGGAGAAGUGCGAGUUCAACUCCUCGGCACCCCGGGUCUCCUCGUGCGUGAACUGCCAGAGGGCGAAGGAGGGCGCGUGCGUCGGGGCCAAGGGGCUCCCGAGGGCGCUGCAGAGGCGGGUGGACAACAAGGAAGUCAAGAAGAAGGACGAGGAGAGCAGUCCCGCCCGCAAGAAGGCCCGGACCGACGAACCCACGGGGGCGGAAGCCCCGAAGGCCGUAGCCCCGAAGCCCAAGUCCGUCCCCAAGUCGGCCGCGAUCAUUGUGGACGAGGACGAGGACGGGGUGGCGCCGGAAGUUCCGGAGGUGCCGGUAGCCCCAAAGGGCCGGAAGGACCGGAAGGGUAAGGAGAAGGCGCUGCCGGACCUGUCGGCGGACGAGACGGACGUGGAGGGCCCCGGGGGCGACUUCGACAUCGCGGAAGGCCCCGGAGAGAUCGCUCUCGACGACAAGGACGCGACCUGGUCGAAGAGGUUCGGGCGCCCGUACACCGACCGGGAGUUGGUGUACCGACUCCUGGUCGAGUGCCAGAAGAACCGCCAGGAGCUCGCCCGCCUCCGGGAGUUCCUCGACGGCGAGGAGGACUUCCACCGGGGGUUGCUGAAGGACGAGGCCCGGGCACUGCGCGAGACCGCGGAGAACUCCGUCUCUGCGGUCCUCAAGAAGAGCCUGGGCUCCGGGUUUGCGGAGGCCAUCUCCGCAGACCUCCGGGACGUCGUCCGGGAGGAGGUAAACGCCGCUGUGCGGGGUUUACUCGCGGGAAUCCGGGACCAGUUCCGGGAGGACGCCGCGAACGCGAUGCGCGUCGUCCUCGCAGAGCACGAGGAGUUGAAGGAGAUGGCGGAGCUCCAGUCCCCGACUCCGAAGACGUCGGGGGUUCCGGUGGCUCCGGUGGUUGAUAGGGAGGAGAGUGAGGACGGGAGCGGAAGUGGAAGUGGGAGCGAGAGCGAGAGCGGGAGCGGGAGUGGAGACGAGUAG